Messenger RNA from Chiloscyllium plagiosum (whitespotted bambooshark), 1803 nucleotides. RefSeq names its product tripartite motif containing 55a (gene trim55a). NCBI's taxonomy places the organism in Eukaryota, Metazoa, Chordata, Chondrichthyes, Orectolobiformes, Hemiscylliidae. The record is from RefSeq and is a predicted model, not a curated record. Gene Ontology annotation, molecular function: zinc ion binding.
AAUCCAAUCCCAGACAAUGUCAGCCACGCAGAAACAGUAGGAUGUGUUCCAAUCAAUCGGGUCAAAAUCUCAGACCAAGCUCGGCAAAAAAAACGAGAGAAGAAGCUGGGAGGUAGCUUCAUUUCUGAACGUAACUUUAAUAGUUAGGCCUGAUCUUGUAAGCUUUCUGUCAUGACCACUUCCAUGGACUACAACCUUUUGGCCAAAGAUCGGCAAACCAUGGACAACUUGGAAAAGCAACUGAUUUGCCCGAUCUGUUUAGAAAUGUUUUCCAAACCCGUUGUUAUUCUCCCAUGCCAGCAUAACUUGUGCCGGAAGUGUGCGAGUGACAUGUUUCAGGCAUCCAAUCCAUACCGGUCAACUCGUGGGUGUUCCACAGUUGGAUCAGGAGGUCGUUUCCACUGUCCUUCUUGUCGACAUGAGGUGAUUCUGGACAGACAUGGUGUUUAUGGGUUACAAAGAAAUCUUCUCGUUGAAAACAUCAUUGAUUUGUACAAGCAGGAGUCAAUCAGACCAGAAAAGAAGAGGGAGCAACCCAUGUGUGAGGAACACAAUGAUGAACGUAUCAACAUUUACUGCCUGACGUGUGAAGUGCCGACAUGCUCCAUGUGUAAAGUAUUUGGAGCUCACAAAGACUGUGAAGUAGCUCCACUCAACAAUAUUUAUAAAAGGCAAAAGUCCGAGUUCGGUGAUGGAAUCACAAUGCUAGUAGCAAGCAAUGACCGUGUUCAAACAAUAAUCACUCAGAUGGAAGAGACAUGCAAAAGUAUUGAGGAGAACAGUCACAGGCAGAAGGAACACAUGUGUGAGAAGUUUGAUGGUCUAUACGCACUGUUGGAGGAAAAGAAAAAGGAAAUGAUGCAAUAUAUCACAAUGGAGCAAGAGGAAAAGAUGCAUCAUAUUCGCUCAUUGAUUCGGAAAUACGCUGAACAUCUUGAGGAGAUAUCCAAGGUCAUUCAGUCCGGAUUGCAGUGUAUGGAGGAGCCUGAAAUAGCAGUCUUCUUACAGAAUACAAAACCACUGAUUAAAAAGAUUUCCGAAAUAUCUGAAAUAUCACAGAUGGAAAAAAUAGAACGUGGCUUUGAGAAUAUGGAUCACUUUUCAGUCGAAUUUAAGGAAGAAGAAAAGCUUCUCAGGGAGAUUGACUUCCAAAAAUUUGAAGAGGAGACAACUGAACUGGAAGAAGGGGAAGAAGUGGAAGAAGAGCAAACUGAGGAGAUUCACGCUGAGGUGGAGCAGUCCCAGCAGGAGGGUGCUUCUACUGGAGCUAUUUCACCAGCUAUCCAUCCAACAGAGCCAACACCCAUAAACACAACUGCUUUAGCAUCAGAAGAGGGAAGCGUCUGUUUGCAAACAGCUAUUGGACAGCAGCCUAGGGUUAAUUUUAAUGAGGCCUCUGAGCUCCUGGACUCUGAACCUCAGUUGCUGUCAUCAGCAACAACUGCAGAUCCUGCCUUUUACCCAGAUCGGCACAAAGCUCACACCUUGGACGAGAUCAGCCCCAGUUUGAACCUAUUAAGCAACAGUUCGGACGAUAGGAACAGUCAGAUUGGAUCAGCAGUUUCCAUUGCGAAAGAUGCAAAGAAAACAGCAGCAGACCGGAGUUCAGCUAAAUUGGAAGUGGAUGGUAAUGAAGAUAGUUCAGCUACAGGUUUGUCACAGACUGGUUCUGAUGACUGUGCCACAGGCCAAAGCGAAGAUACAAGCGGCGGGGGGCAGAAAGUAGGAGAAGGAAGUCGCCACGUGUUCUCCUUUUCCUGGUUAAACUCGCUGGCUAAAUAGACAGAGAGGGAGAGAGAGAGA